UUUGAAAUCUAAUUGACUCCCCGACAGAUCAGCACACACUGCAGGCAAUGAGUGAGGCCACUAUCUUCAUUUGAUAACGUGACAGGGUAAUGGUUCAGCGGCAUCUGCCUAAAUGCUGAGAUUUCAAAACUAUGAGCAAUCAUUUCUUUCAUGAUAAAUCCUUAAAAUAGAUCCCACUGCAUCAUAAACGUUGGAAUAAAUGAUUGGUUGUCUCCCUGUCCAUAUAACUGUGACUAAUCUACAUUUUGCAUUACAAGAGCAAUAGUCUCCCCGGGGCAGUUUCCAAUAUAAACAGAGGCUUCUCUGAACAUGGAUUGAUAUUUGGCCUGUCAGAAGUAGCGAGUCCACCACACCAGAAGUUUCUUAGAGCGAAUGGGAUACCCAGUCAUCUUCCAGAUCGAGCGCAUUUACUACCCAGUUCUUGCGGCCAUUGGAGUUACUGUGAAUUUCGUGGCGGUUGUGAUCCUGAAUCGAGGGAAGUGUGGUCUCUCCAAAUGUAUCACCCGUUACCUAAUUGGAAUGUCUGCGGCGGAUCUAAUACUGGUCAUUAUCAAUAUAAUAUUGAAUCGAAUUAAUAACAUACAUUUCCCAGUUACUUUCCUGUUCAUCACUCCUGUGUGUUCAGUUAAAGUUGUUUUGUCUCUGGCAGCUUUGGACUGUUCGGUCUGGUUUACAGUCGCUUUCACCUUUGACCGAUAUGUGGCAAUUUGUUGUCAGAAGCUGAAAACAAGGUAUUGUUCCGAGAAAACAGCCACUGUGGUUUUAGUAACAGUGAGCGCCGUCGCCUGUUUACGAUCCAUCGCCUGGUACUUGUACCCAGUGUGA
Hypanus sabinus (Atlantic stingray) is the source of this 825-nucleotide messenger RNA. RefSeq names its product probable G-protein coupled receptor 139. NCBI's taxonomy places the organism in Eukaryota, Metazoa, Chordata, Chondrichthyes, Myliobatiformes, Dasyatidae. Gene Ontology annotation, biological process: G protein-coupled receptor signaling pathway. Gene Ontology annotation, cellular component: membrane. The coding region runs from base 373 to 825 and encodes 150 amino acids. The record is from RefSeq and is a predicted model, not a curated record. Gene Ontology annotation, molecular function: G protein-coupled receptor activity. The transcript has 2 exons.